Podospora pseudocomata is the source of this 3341-nucleotide messenger RNA. RefSeq lists its product as uncharacterized. The record is from RefSeq and is a predicted model, not a curated record. NCBI's taxonomy places the organism in Eukaryota, Fungi, Ascomycota, Sordariomycetes, Sordariales, Podosporaceae. Bases 255 to 2846 code for a protein of 863 amino acids. The transcript has 3 exons.
AGCCCCCCCGCCGUCUGCCAUCUCAAUAUAUCCUACCACGACUCUAGCCUUGUCCCCGAGGUAGAGCUCAGCUGUUCCUCCCCUUUCUUUCCCCACCCCAUGCUCCCAGGCGAUCCUUUGAGUGCUAUCCACCUGAUUCCUUGUGAUUUUUCCAUUCUAUUCUGCUUCCCUCCUUUUCACUCUCCAUCUUUUUUUUAUUUUAUUUUUUUGACCAAAGGUAGCCUGGGGACGAAUGGGCUAUCCUCUUUUCGAAUAUGGGCAUCUUCAGCUUUCUCUCAAGAAAGUCUCAUGACAAGCACAAGGCUGCUUCUCUAAGAGCACACGCCUAUGACACGACAGCCGCUGGGACUGUCCCUCUUCAAGGAGCAUACCCAGUAGCAGGCAAUGGUCCCAAUGUUUUCGAUACGCUGUCUGGGGGACGACCAGACUCUCGUCAUGCACAGCUUUCGUCGACGGUGCCGGAUAAUCACAACGGAGCUGCGCCUGCCCCUGGGGUUCCUCGCUAUCGAGACCCGACUACUGACCGACCAAACACGGCUCCCAGUGGGCAGCCAACGUUGCAACAUGUGAGCUCCGGGACCAGGUUGAGGAAGGCUGCCAAGAAAGGUCCUCCCAUCUCUUUCAAGAUGCUUCGAAGCGUUGGCUCUACCAUCAGUGGCGGCUCGCGACCAGGAUCGAAGGGUUCCGAGUACGAAAUCAAGAGUACCUUGCAAGGGACCGUCAGCCAUUCACGCUCCAGCUCAAUGCGUAGCGAAAGUGGCAGGUUCAGAGAUAUCCUCGACGCCCAUUCCGAGCUCAAGCCUCCCGACUUUCGAGCCAGAGUCAAGGCUGCCGGUGCCAAGGACUAUGGAGAGGACGUUGCCGAAAGGAACAUGGGAGAAAAUGGGUUUGAUCUGGAGUCAGAGCAUGUCAAGGCCUUCUACAACAGCCAUCCGAGCGCACCCCGGCCGAGAAGGUCAGCCCCUGCUCUCAACCCAAGAAGCUCGAGGCACACGAUUCGGGAGGCACAGAAUGGUCAACAACCACCAAAAAGGCCGAUGGCCCCCCCACCUGCUUCCAUCGCCCCGUCUCAGCGCUCUCUGCCCCAAGCACUGCCGGGCCAGACGCCCCGACACAAGCCCGCCGAGACCGCCCUGUACGCUGACAUGAAAACCACGGGCGGCGGACACCUGAAGCGACGGGUAUCAGUCAACACCUACAUGCCUCCAGCUUCCUUCCAGAACACCAGCGCCGUCUCCUUGAGCAAGGUGCACGGCUCAGAGAUCAACACCAUCGACCUGGACAUUCUGAAGCCGCCGAUUGUGAUGGGCGCUCCGAGGACAAGCGGGGAGACCCCGCGGACGGCGAGGAUACCGCGGGAUUCGGUGAUGCUCGCGAGGAGGAAGGUGUCGAUACCGGGCCACCUCGCUCGGCGUGACAGCUCUUCUCCAGAAAGGACGUUUUCUCUCCGGUCAGCUACCACCCGACCCCAGCACCACCACCAGCGUGCGUCAAUGAGUAGUUCAACCAGCGCAUCGUUUUCCCCCCGCCACCGUCACAGUUUACACACGUUGCACUCGUCUAUUUCUUCGUCUGGUGUUCAGAGCUGGGAUGGCAGCUCGUUUCUUCAGGGAACAACAACAACAACAACAACAACAACAACACCGCUGGCUUACCCGCGUCGUCUUCACACUGCUACUCAACCCUUUCAGCCACCGUCCGUAUCUGAGGUUGAUGUUGACGCUGUGGAUGAUUGGGUGGAAUUUUGUUCUUCCCACAAGACAGCUUCUACAACCCCUAAACCUACCGCUUCCUCAUUGGCAAACCUGGGGUUUCGUCGUCCCCUCUCCAUGAUGAGAAGCACACCGCCACCGCCGCCCCUGAACCCCCCCGCCCGACCGGCAACCGCUGUACCGUUUGAGAUCCCUGAACAUCACGUCCCGAUUCGCACGAGGAGUUUGAGAGGUUACUCGGCCUCGUCCGGGACACCGACCACGCACACCGUCACGGUUAGAUCCUCCUCCAGUCCUGGACGUCCGCAGUCACGAACGACGGUCACGUCUGCGUCUGUGGAUGAUGACAGUCUGGCGCCCGAGGCGGUCAAGCUUGCUGAGGGGGAGGAUGAUGAUGGGUUUAAUAUGGAUGAUCACAUUUCUUCGGAUGAGGUCGAUAGCGUUCUCGGGGGUGGGGGGAAAAAGCCGAGCGGAGAGGGGGAGGAGGAGCUGCUCUGGAAGGAGGAGGGGUAUGGGGGUGGGGGGUUGAUGUUGCCGGGGUUGUGGGAGGUUUUUCCGGAGGCGAAGGUAAAGGGGAGUUAUGAUGGGAUUGGGGAUAGUUUUGGGCCUAGGGGCGGGGGGAGGAGGAGGAGGAGGAGGAGGAGGUAUGUGGUUGAUACGGGGGUUGAGUAUGGGAGUAGUGGUGAUGAGGGAGAGGGGUUUGGGGAGGAGAGGAGAGAGGAGGAGGAGGAAGAGGAGGAGAUGGUGAGGGGGAGGGGGGUGGUUGUUGGAAGGGUGAGGGGCAGGGGAAGGAGAAGGGGGAAAUUGGAGGGGAUUUAUGGAGAAAAGAAGGGGAGUGAUGCUGAUGAUGAGGAGGGGACGCCGAGGGGGAGGAGGGCGUCAGUGGGGAGUUAUUACAUGGAGUUGAGGGAGAAGGUUGGGGUGGGGGUUAUUGAGGAGGAGAAAGAGGUGAUGGGCAAAGUGGAUGCGGCUGCUGCGGUUAGGAUGAGGAAGCAGGUCAAGUGUGCGGAGAGGGCGGCUGGUGGGGGGAGGGUUAGGCUGCGAACGGGAGGGGAGGGGGCGGCGAAUAUUGGGGUCAGGAGGAACAAGUCGGUGCCGGUGUUGUGUGUUGAAGGGGAGGAGUACAGGGGGUGAAUUUGUGUUUCUGGUAGGCUUUGGUGUUUUGGAUUUUGGUGCGAAUAGGUCGGCACUGUUUGGGUUUUGCUGUUUGUUUUGGAUUUCGGACACUCAUUGCUAGGGAGUUGUUGGGUUUUCUUUUGUUUCCUCGAGGGGUCGGUUAAUACUCUCUGAAUGAAUGGAGGCCGGAGGACCUCACGGGAGGAAGACUGGCGAGCGGACAAAUGGCAUCGAGAUACCACGGCAGCAACAACGACAUUGACGGGACAUUAUCAUCUUUCUUACGGAAUGGGACACAAAAUGGCAGCACAACAGCAUAUGACGGCGGCAAGGCAAAGGCUAGUAGGCCGGGAAAAGGGGGAAGGCAUUGGCUUACUUACAUCUAUCUGUCUGGCUUUGGCAUGCAUUGGGUACAUAGAUUGGGUGUUUUCUUGGUGGGAAUCACAUUUGGAUAUAUUUAAGGGGUGAUAAUGUAUGGGAUGGGAAUCCAAAAUGAUAAACACAUUUUUGCAC